AUGGCUACGGACGAAGAGAAAUGUAAAGUGGCGAAAUUACUCCAAGAUUUAGAAGUGCCCGAGAUAAAAAUGCCCGAACGAUGCUCUGGAUUAGUGAAAGAAUUUCAGCAGAUAUAUGGGCUGGAAAUGGAAAGUGAGGUUUUAGUAGAAGAGAUUUACGAUAAUCCUUAUGUUGUCGAUAAGAAGUUGUUGGAAGAGAAUGAGAGGAAGUUACAAGAGCUGUUGGCUGAGAAUAAGCGAGCCAAAAAACAGUUGCCAGAGAACGUGAUGUCUGGACCUGAUCCAAAACGACUGUGGCGUACACAAUCAAGCAAAGAAAAACUUUUUCGUAUCGACAACGAUAUCAAAAGACAUUUGGAGAAAGGCGGUCAGUCUAUCGACCCUCUUCAAGAAGAAGAAAUGCAAGAUCUGGUGAAGGAAUGUAGAGAAGAGACCCUACGAAACCCACCCGUAAACCCAGACCGGCUCCGGGAAACAGUGGUUGAGGCACGGAAGAAUCUACCUAAUUUCCAAUACCGCACGAUUGAGAACAGCACAGCAACAAAUAUUCUCCCUAAUGCUCACGAAAAGACCUCUGAAGUGCCUAAUCAAGAAUUUCUUUAA
This is a messenger RNA of Pieris macdunnoughi, 603 nucleotides long. The record is from the annotation of a GenBank genome assembly. Lineage: Eukaryota; Metazoa; Arthropoda; Insecta; Lepidoptera; Pieridae.